Messenger RNA from Diorhabda carinulata, 1215 nucleotides. Its product is annotated as chitotriosidase-1-like. Bases 32 to 1168 code for a protein of 378 amino acids. Gene Ontology annotation, cellular component: extracellular region. Gene Ontology annotation, biological process: chitin catabolic process; carbohydrate metabolic process. Gene Ontology annotation, molecular function: chitin binding; chitinase activity. The record is from RefSeq and is a predicted model, not a curated record. The transcript is spliced from 8 exons. Lineage: Eukaryota; Metazoa; Arthropoda; Insecta; Coleoptera; Chrysomelidae.
UUUUCAUUUGUCCUAAAUACAAAUCGUGAAAAUGAAGCUACUACCAAUUUUAAUUCCUCUUCUUUCCAUUAUAUCAAUAAAAGCUGAUUGCGAAGUUGGUACUGAAGUCAUAUGUUACUGGGGAUCUUGGUCUAUAUAUAGAACGGGAGAAGGAUUAUUUACAUCAGAGAAUAUAGAUACGGAAAUAUGUACAACUAUAGUUUAUUCUUUUGCUGGACUUGAUUCAAACUUAGAAUUGGUUUCUUUGAAUAUUGAUGCUGACAUCGAUAAAAAUGGAUUCAAAAAUUUAACCGACUUGAAAAAGAUAAACCCUUGUCUGAAAGUCGUUUUAGCUGUAGGUGGAUGGAACGAAGGCUCCAUGAAAUACUCAAUAAUGGCUGGUGACGAAUAUCUACGUAAUAGAUUCGUCGAUAACGUUUUGGCGUUCAUGGCUUAUUACGAAUUUGACGGUCUGGAUCUCGAUUGGGAAUAUCCCACAACGCGAAAAGGAAUACCAGAAGACGGGAAGAAUUUGGUAUUGUUAUUGAAGGAGCUAAGAUCUAAGAUGUCACCAUAUGGAUUGAAACUGUCCAUCGCCGUACCUAUUGACGAAAAUUUGAUACAAACGGGAUACUUAGUCACAGAAAUAGCCGAUUACGUUGAUAUGGUUAAUCUCAUGGCGUACGAUUACGUAGCUUCCGAUUCCAAAGUAACUGGACUAUCUUCUCCUCUAUCUGAAAUAAAAGAAACCGUUUCUAAAUGGUUAGCUGCUGGUCUUCCUUCUAAGAAACUAGCACUUGGUAUUCCAGCAUAUGCUAAAAAUUUCGUGCUGGAAGAUCCUGAUAACCACAACAUUGGUGCGCCAGUUCAAAGUAUCGGCGAAGCAGGACCAUACACGCAAGAACAAGGUUUAUUAGCAUAUUUCGAGGUUCUGCAAAUACUGAAUGACUGGAAUGGAAUUAUCACUGUUAUAAAUGUAGACGAUACUAACUAUGCUUUUUAUGAUAACGAAUGGUUCACUUUUGAUAACGAUAGUACCGUUCGUAGUAAGGUGAAAUAUGCGUUGGAAAAUCAUCUUGGUGGUAUAAUGUUAUGGGCACUAGAGCUGGAUGAUUUUAAAGGUGUGCAUGGUGAAGCGUAUCCUUUAUUGAAGGCUAUACGAGAUGGAAUUUCCGAUUUUAAUCAUUGAUAGUGAAUUUGUAAUAUAUUGAAAAAAAAUACGAUUCUUGAACAUAU